UUUGAGCAAUAAAAGAUAUUGCUCCUCCCUCCGUCUCUGUGAAGUGCAGCGGUGUCCGGGACAAACAGCUCACUGAGGCGGACUGUCCAGCUCAGUCAUAAAGAGGCUCCAACCUGUUGCUCACUGACGGGACGAGAUGGGAGUCUUCAUGUCUAAAUCAUUGGAUGAAAGCCUAAAGAAACAGCAAGAAUUCAUGGCAGCAAACAGUGCUCUUCAGCUGGAAAGGCAAAUGCUGAUGCAAAAUGAAAUGAGACAGAGACAAGUCGCAAUGCAGAUCGCAUGGUCCCGUGAAUUUAUAAAGUACUUCGGAACCUUUUUGGGACUGUCAACAAUUGGUUUAACAAUAGGAGCUUUGAAGAAGAAGAGACCAGGCAUUCUGGUUCCCAUUGUUCCACUGAGCUUCAUUUUUGCCUAUCAAUGUGAUCUGGCAUAUGGAACAUUAAUGAUAAGGAUGAAAGAUGAGGCAGAGAAUAUAAUUGAUACGGAGCAAACCCUCCUUGAGAUGCCAAAGGGAGUGCCAACCUUUGAAAGCAUUGAAAUGGCCAGAAGGGCUCGGAGUAUGUUUUUCAUCCAAAAAUAGAUUUUGAGUAUAAAAAUAGUGAAUCUGUCAAUCUAAACCUCAGAUCAAAAGGGAAGAAUGUAUCAGUAGCAGCUCAUUAUACUUGUAUGGAUCUUUUUAAUCAAAUGGCAUGUACAGUUGUAACCUUUAAUAAAAUUGUCCAUUAUUGAAUAAA
Messenger RNA from Rhincodon typus (whale shark), 734 nucleotides. RefSeq names its product plasminogen receptor, C-terminal lysine transmembrane protein (gene plgrkt). Gene Ontology annotation, biological process: positive regulation of plasminogen activation. The transcript is spliced from 5 exons. Gene Ontology annotation, cellular component: plasma membrane. NCBI's taxonomy places the organism in Eukaryota, Metazoa, Chordata, Chondrichthyes, Orectolobiformes, Rhincodontidae. Bases 137 to 580 code for a protein of 147 amino acids. The record is from RefSeq and is a predicted model, not a curated record.